Molecule: messenger RNA, 3896 nt
Organism: Suillus paluster
Lineage: Eukaryota; Fungi; Basidiomycota; Agaricomycetes; Boletales; Suillaceae
Exons: 8
Coding region: 22-3576 (1184 amino acids)
Biological process (GO): cell redox homeostasis
Cellular component (GO): cytosol; mitochondrion
Molecular function (GO): protein binding
Source: RefSeq, a predicted model, not a curated record
GCUAUACGUACAUGCAGUGAAAUGAUUUCUUGGAGGGCCCUUCAUCCAGUCUUCAUCUCCAAACUUUCGCUCUUCUCUUCCUCCUCAACGCCCCCGUCGCUACAGCCCGCUCUCGUCGUUCAGCGAGCGCAUUCAAUCUUCAAAAUGCACUCCAUAUCUGACCUGACAACAUUCUGUCGGAAGACGACCGGUGAUGUCCCUCCGAAACUUGUGGGCGCUUCUACCACAGUCGUAGGGUCUAAGAUGUAUCUUUUCGGUGGGCGUCUGGUCACAGAGCGCCGCAUGGUCUCCGAUCUAUACGUGUUCGACUUGGACACAUUCGUCUGGCAGAGAAUCACGCCAUCUCAGGAGGAUGAUAUCCCUGAAGCAAGAUAUUUUCACUGCACAGAGACCUGGAACAAUCAACUGAUUGUUUUCGGUGGUAUGGGCAGCACCCCAAACUCCAAUAAUCCAGAAGACCUUUGUGUACUCAACGACGUUCGUUUCUUCGACUUGUCAAUAAUGCACUGGCUUCCUGCAGCUGCAACCAACUGCGCCUCUGCCGAGUCUAGCGCAGAGACUUUGGUUCCCAAACCUCGAUACGCUCAUCUAUCAUCUGUUUCAGCUGAUCGUCUUUUCAUCAUCGGAGGCCAAGAUCUAUCGAAUAUUUGGUUGGAUGACAUCUAUGUGUACGAUCUAUUGGGUAAAGCUUGGGUCCAGCGCCGAAACUUUCCCCAUCAUUGUGGUACCUAUCGUAGCGUAGCCGUCUCUUCAAACCAACGUGUCCGAUUACCGCAGGAAGAAGUCCACUCGACGGAUACUACCACCAUGUUAGGUCCCCCUGGGGCACGAUUUCGUCCUGACAAGUCCCCCCCUUCAGCCCAGGCCUUCACUUCAUCCGAUUCAUUUAUCCACAUGCCGUACUCAGCACCCCCAACUGACGACUUUCCGAAUGACAUCUAUCUAUACAGCAACUAUAACUUCACAGAUGUCAAGCGAGAAUUUGAGGUCUUUUCCCCUCUACCCGACACAGAUUUCACUAUCACCGAUCGUUCCGCAGACAUGACUGGCACAGCAUUCCCUCCAGGUCUCCGGUUUCCUUCAGGAGCUAUCCUGGGCACACACUUCAUCAUCGCUGGCACGUACCUGGCGCAUACAUACCAAUCUUAUUCUAUCUGGGCGUUAGACAUGUUGACCAUGACUUGGUCUCGUAUUGACCCCGGGAGCGCCGUGGCUACUGGGUCCUGGUUUCGUGCCUGUUUGUGGGCUGAGGCGAAUAAAUUUGUAGUCUUCGGAAACCGGAAUGGCAAUCUCAUCGAAGACUACAACCGACGGCUUCUCAGUUGGGAUCACGUUGCUGUGAUAGAUCUGGAGUCGUUCGGAAUCUAUCAACCUCCACCUCUGCAGAUUGAUAUACCAAUGCAGGAGUUUGGAUUAUCAGCCCUAGAAGAGAGUAUUCUUACCGAAUUUGAAAUCAUCUGUGACGAUGGGCGCAAGAUCAAAUGUUCAAGGAAGACUCUCGAAGAGCGUUGGCCUUGGUUCAGGGACCAAAGGAACAAGUUCUUGGCGCGGGCACGACAGGCGAUAGAGAUCCUGCCAACAUCUUCCAUGGACGUCGGGCUUCCGGACCUCCCCGGCGCACCAGGUUCUUCGGAAGCACGACCAGACCCACGUCUCACGCCGCGCGCCUUCAAUCUAUCCGAGCCUUAUCCUAUCACACUCGCGCUGUUGCAAUAUUUUUACUCAUUAGCGCUUAUCACCCCGCUUCAGCAUGCACCUGCGGUGUUGAGCCAAUUGCUGAUCCUCUCGAGUACUUAUCAGAUUCACCACCUCGAAUCCCUUGUAAAACACGCAAUGCACCGGGCUCUUUCGAAUUCAACUUCUGUCGGUGUGUACGAAGUGGCCACACUAUGUAGCUGUCGAAGUCUUCAGAUUAGGGCACUCAAGACAGUUAUGUCCUAUAGCCAGAAGAGGACUGGUCGUUCCCGCGCUGACAGUAAAAGCGGAGGCGGUGGUCGUAAUCCAGACCCCAGUGAUAGCGAUAACCCUGUUCGUGGUUCGAGUGGCACUGCCCCAACUUCAAGUCACACCCGUGGUGGUGGUGGUGGUGGUGGCGGCGGCGUUUCAGACGCAAAGUUCCCUAGCUCUCUUGACCAGCAGAGCAAUACAGGGUCGACAACAAGGGGCUAUACGGCUAACUCCACUUUUCCCACUCAUGAUGGAGUAUCAUGUCAAACUUCGGCUGCCUCCGCAACUGCGACAGUUUCUGAAGUGACAAAUCCUUCACAUAAGAACACCCCGUCUGAAAGUACGUUGACGCCACGACGAAAACGAUCCAUGGUACACCAUCGCAGGACACCCAGCACCAUUUCGGCGCAGACGGACUUUGAGAUAUGCGCCGUAGCCGACCUACUAGCACCUUCGGUAGCGCAUUCGCGGAGCUACGCCGAAGAGCAAGAGCGCGUUGGUGUUCCACUGGAUAAUUUCGAUGACUUCAUCGAUCCCAGCAAUUGUAUUCAUACUGCAGGACAGGUUCCUAUGACUGCAUACCUUCUUCUAGAGCACGAAGAACCACUUUCUCCUUCCUUCGGAUCGCAUUUCCAGAUAAGCUCAACCACUCAUUCGGAAUCCGAAUUCGAUAUCUCCUCAGACGAUCAAUCCUUCCCUUACACUCCGUCCAACUCCUCCUACCCUGCUUUCCACCUUCCUCGCCGGACGAGGACGCGGUCACGUGCUAGCAUCGGGCACAUAAGUGUCAGUGACAGCGACACGCCCUCCUUGUCGUCAUCAACAACGUCUUUCAGCUCAACUGGCAGUAUCUCGCGCUCGCACUCAUACUCAACAUCACCUCCCACCAGCCCUGCCACCCUCAAGACUCCCAUUGACCAUCCAGCUGUUGCGAACCAACAGCUUACUAUCAUUGAGGAGCGAUUAGGAGAAGACCAGGAGAUCACCGGUCGCCACUAUUCACAGGGUUCGGGAAGCAUAAACUUUUCGCCUGACUAUGCAGCAUCAUCGCCACGGAAGCCAUUCGCCCCACGAACUCCUGAUCUGCGACCGAAGGGUCGCGUGUUCAAUGUAGAACACCUGCGACUCAACGUUCAACCCCCAGCUACCCACAAUUUCCCAUCCAUAUCACCUGCGCCUUCUUCGACCUUUGACAUUGGCUCACCCAUGAGCAGUAACUUUUCCCCGGGAACCGCCUAUCCAUAUUUGACCAGCCCUUACACCACAAAAUCCUCUAUGAACCGUUUUAUCCCCUCGGGCUCUAAAAGUGACAAGGCUCCGAGCUUCCUUGAAAGCGCGUGGUCAGCGUCUCCGACUGCGAGCGUUGUGACAUCAAAGACAGCUCGCAAGGAAGACGGCAAAGCAGAGAAGGCGCGUAAAUCGGAGGAAAAGAAGCGAAAGAAGGCGGAGGCCAAAGCUGAGGCCAAGGCCAAGGUGGAGAGACUGGCGGAGGAGUUGAAAGAGCGCCAACGACGCAAAGCUUCUACGCUGGACAGGCAGUCAGUACACUCCGGUCGGUCAUUUGGCCGUGGUACACGACGGCAUUGGGACGCUGACAUUGCGAUGUACGAUGGUUUGGGCGCCCUCUGAGAUCUGAUUGGUUGUACUUUGCUUUCAUUUGCUUUUCACUAUCCUUGCUUGUUCCUAGAUUUCAUCGUACAUAUCAGUUCAUUUUGCAUACAUUUACAAUGUUGUCCUAUCUGUCAUUAAUGUACCACGCGAUGUACCGGAUUAGUCUCAAACCUAUUGGAAACCACAUUCCAAGCGGCUAUGAGGGGAAGAUAAAAAUGACUAUUAUAAUGGAAGAGAAAGGGAGACACGAAGUCGCCGCGGCAAUGACAAUGACAUCUGAGCCAGUCAUUGAAGGUGUUCCACGUACAACCUGAACUCCGUCACAGCAUUAAGCUCGU